UUGACAGAUGAAAAAGUGAAGGCCUAUCUUUCUCUUCACCCCCAGGUACUGGAUGAAUUUGUGUUAGAGAGCGUUGGUGCUGAAACAGUGGAAAAAUGGCUUCAAAGGAAACAAAAUAAAGAGGAAGAUAUUUCAGUUCCUAAGCAUGUAAGCAGGUACCAAAAUCCCGAUAUGGAAGGAAUGGUGUACGACCUGAACAGCCAUUUAGAGAAACGGAUGGAUGUAACAGGGAACAAUCAACUGCUCUUGUAUGAAUUGAGCACCAUCAUUCAAAUAGCUACAAAGGCUGAUGGAUUUGCACUGUAUUUCCUGGGAGAAUGCAAUAAUAGUCUUUGCAUGUUCACACCACCAAGAGUGAAGGAUGGACAACCAGUACUUGUUCCUGUAGGACCAGUUAAAUACGGCACCACAAUAUCUGCUCAUGUAGCCAAAUCUAAGAAAACACUGUUAAUAGAAGAUAUUUUGGGGGAUGAACGGUUUCCCAAAGGAACUGGGCUGGAAUCAGGGACUCGUAUCAAGUCUGUACUUUGUUUGCCAAUUGUGACCGUACUUGGAGAUCUAAUUGGUAUCCUGGAGCUUUAUCGAAAAUGGGGUAAUGAAACUUUCCAUCUCAGUCACCAAGAGGUUGCAGUAGCAAACCUUUCGUGGGUCUCAAUAGCAAUGCAUCAAGUAGAGGUAUCCAGGGGUUUGGCCAAACAGACUGAACUGAAUGACUUCCUGCUUGAUGUAUCAAAAACCUACUUUGAUAACAUAGUUGCAAUAGAUUCUCUACUUGAAAAUAUAAUGAUAUAUGCAAAAAACCUGGUGAAUGCAGAUCGCUGUGCACUCUUCCAGGUAGAUCAGAAGAACAAUGAGUUGUAUUCAGACUUGUUUGAUAUUGGAGAAGUACAUGAAGGGAAGCCUGUCUUCAGGAAGACCAAAGAAAUAAGGUUUUUCAUUGAAAAAGGAAUAGCUGGUCAGGUAGCAAGAAGUGAAGUCCUCAACAUACCUGAUGCCUAUGCAGAUCCACGUUUUAACAGGGAGGUAGAUCUCUACACAGGCUAUACAACAAGGAACAUUUUAUGCAUGCCUAUUGUGAGUCGAGGAAGUGUCAUAGGUGUUGUGCAGAUGGUGAACAAACUAACUGGAAGUGCCUUUUCUAAAACCGAUGAGAACAAUUUUAAAAUGUUUGCGGUCUUUUGUGCUUUGGCAUUACACUGUGCUAAUAUGUAUCACAGAAUUCACCAUUCAGAAUGUAUAUAUCGGGUAACAAUGGAGAAGCUUUCAUAUCACAGUGUUUGUACAGCAGAAGAGUGGAAAAAUCUAAUGGAUUGUAAACUGCCAUCACAACUCUGCAGAGAGAUUGAACUAUUCCAUUUUGACAUUAGUCCUUAUGAAGAGUUUUGGCCAGCAAUUUUUAUCUAUAUGAUUCAUCAAAGUUGUGGAGCAGGCUGUUUUGAUAUGGAAAAACUAUGUCGUUUCACGAUGUCUGUAAAGAAGAACUACCGUCGAGUGCCCUAUCACAACUGGAAACACGCCAUCACAGUUGCACAUUGCAUGUAUGUUAUUCUUCAGCACAACCACAGGACUUUCACAGACUUAGAACGAAAGGGUCUUCUCGUUGCCUGUUUAUGCCAUGACUUGGAUCACAGGGGUUAUAGCAACAGCUAUCUUCAGAAAUUUGAUCAUCCAUUGGCAGCACUUUAUUCCACUUCAACCAUGGAACAGCAUCAUUUUUCUCAGACAGUGUCUAUACUGCAGCUGGAAGGCCACAAUAUUUUCUCUAAUUUGAACUCCAAUGAAUAUGAACAGGUCUUGGAAAUUAUCCGCAAAGCCAUUAUUGCUACAGACCUUGCUCUGUAUUUUGGAAACCGAAAGCAAUUGGAAGAGUUACAACAAACAAGAUCACUGAAUCUUAAAAUCCAGCCACAUAGGGAUCGUGUGAUUGGCUUGAUGAUGACAUCUUGCGACUUGUGUUCUGUGACAAAAUUAUGGCAUGUUACCAGACUCACAGCCAAUGAUAUCUACGCAGAGUUUUGGGCUGAGGGUGAUGAAAUGAAGAAGUUAGGUAUUCAACCUAUACCUAUGAUGGACAGAGAGAAAAAAGAUGAAGUUCCUCAGGGUCAGAUUGGGUUCUAUAAUGCUGUAGCUUUGCCCUGCUAUAGUACACUUGCACAGAUCCUCCCUCCCACAUCACCACUCCAUCGAGCCUGCAGGGAAAAUCUCAAACAAUGGGAAAAGGUGAUACGAGGGGAAGAAGCUUACGGAUGGAUACCCUCCCAAACUACUAGUUCUGACUCAGACACUUUCCCUGUGAAGAUUGUUGACUGAUCCACAUUUAAGGCUUUUUAUUCCACAAUUUCUAGCCUUUUAAAAGGAUAAACUCUGCAAAUACAAAGUGGGAAGACUGAGUGCAAAUUUCUUUUCCUCGGUGAUACAAUGUGAACACAAGAUCCAACUAUUCAAGCAAAAGUCGGCUUGUAAAUAUAAAAGACUGGCUUUUUAAUAGGCUAUUUUGCUGAGGCCUUAAUUUCAAAAUGAUUGGGCUGGGAAGGCUAACCUAGGCUUGGUUUUAAAUUGUGUCUUUGUGGUAAGGAGGUUUCACUGGCACUUUUGCAUACUAUUACACAAUACUGUGAUUGGCUUAAAUACCAGGUUCACCUGGGGAAGUCUAGACUGUAAUAGGACAUUUCCACACUGAUAUGGUAAAUGUUUUUGUUUGAGCUUUGAACUCCAGAAGAAAAUCUCUGGGGCAGAAACUAUCACUGAGUUUACAGUACUUGAAUUUAUCUUGCUUCAAAUGGGAGGUUUAAUUUCCAGAUACUAGUCUCCUAAAGCAUCAUGAAGCAACUACUUUAUUGCACCCAUUAGACAUUGGGAAAAAUAUAUCAGUGUUUCUUUAGUGAUUUUGUAAUUUAGGGGAAAUGUCCAUUUCUACCCUGGAAACAGAAUAUUUACCUCUGGUUGUAAGUAUCACAUUAGGUACCUGAAAACCCAUCGUUUCAACCCUAGUAAGAGUAAUGGGUUGAAUUUCAAAUGUAGUAGUGUAAAUCUGUCAGGAAAAGCUAGUCAUUGUGUAAACAAAUAUUACAGAUGGAUGCCUUCAAAUCCCAGCUAGUUCACAAAAAAUAGGACCUUCCGGACAUAGUUAUAAUCUUCAGAAAUCAUAAUGGUACUUACAUAUUCUUAGUAGCUUCUGUGUUGCUCAUUAGCACCAGUUGGGCUCUGUUCUACCUUUCACUUUAAAUCUCCAUUUACUCAAAAACCUUUAAAACAAAUUGUCUAGUCUUGUAACCUGUUGCCUGUGGAACAAGAAAGCAGAUACGUUAAACCAUUGCUCUUACAUACUGUGAAGUCUGUGUUGAUAUUGGCCCCAAUUCUGCACAAAAUUUCAUUAUGUGAUAUAUUUCCAUAUGCGUUAGGCUGUAUACACACCUUGAAAAUGUGAAGUAGAGAGAAAGAAAUUGAAAAAAAAAGUGUUAUAAACCUUAGAUGAGCAACAGCAUCUCUGAUACUAAUUAGAAUAGUUCCUUUUCAGGUUUCCUUGGGAACUUGAAACAGGUUGUGGCUGCAUUAAGGUUAAGAAAUUGGUUCCUUUAAAUGGGCAAUGCCUUUUUUUCUCCCAGGCUCACACAAAACCUUGAAAAAAGUUAUUUUAAUGGAUAGCAGAGAGGAGCUGUGUUCCUAGGAGGCCCCAAAAAACUUCUUCCAAAUUAGGUUUGAAGCAUGUACAGUCCUAAUGUCUAUACCUCUUUGCAGAACUAUAUUUGCAAAUAUGUUAACCUUAAUCUAGUUGUAGACAAUGUAACAAUAAGCCAUGAGGUUUAAUCCUAGCACCACUGACCUCAGUGUGAACACCUCUAUUGACUUGAAUGGAAAUCUCUCCCUCUCUAUCUCUUUCUCUGCCUUUCUUUGUUUCUCUCUAUCUCGGUAGGAGCGUCUUCCUGCUGAAGUAGGCUUCAUUCGUAUACUUGAUAUAGCAUUUAAAUGGGCCUAUCAUAUAGGCCUUCUUGGCAAAAUCUUACAUACAAUACAUACACAACACAUCACCAUUGUAUUCCCCAUUCCAACAUUCUAUUCAAAUGCAGAUAUUUACUGGAUCGAUAAGCUUUCAGGCACCAUGUGACAAUGGUCAGAAGAUAACUAUCAAAUGCUGAAAGAAUCAAAUGAAAUGGAAAGCAAAUAUUGUAUUUUUCGGAAUAUAAGAUGCACCUUCCCCCUUA
Thamnophis elegans (Western terrestrial garter snake) is the source of this 4202-nucleotide messenger RNA. It is a transcript of the gene PDE10A, whose product is annotated as phosphodiesterase 10A. Gene Ontology annotation, molecular function: protein binding; 3',5'-cGMP-stimulated cyclic-nucleotide phosphodiesterase activity. Lineage: Eukaryota; Metazoa; Chordata; Lepidosauria; Squamata; Natricidae. Gene Ontology annotation, biological process: negative regulation of receptor guanylyl cyclase signaling pathway; signal transduction. The record is from RefSeq and is a predicted model, not a curated record.